GUAGAAGCGGUCAAAUCCUGUGUAGAAAUCACUUCCUUCAACAAAGAAAGAUGGCUGAUGUUGAAGAUCUCCAGAAACUCAAGCUUGCGGAGCUGAAGGCAGAGUGCGAGGCAAGGGAUCUGGACAUAAAGGGAAACAAGGCCGAACUUAUUGCUCGGCUGCAAGCAUAUUUGGAGGAACAUGGAGAUGACUGUGGAGACGUGAAUGAAGAUGAUGUGCUGGGAGAGGACACAGAGGACUUCCCCAAAGCUGAGGAUGCCGCUGACCAAGAAAAUAACAAGGAGGAAGUUGCAGUGUCUGAGGAGUUGGCUGUUAAAAAGGUUGUGAAGAUCACACCACCAGUGUCUGUGGAUGAGAAAUUACAGAAAAGGGCUGAACGCUUCAAUGUGCCUGCAUCAGCUGAAAGCAAGAAAGCCAUACGUGCUGCCAGGUUUGGUCUGCCUGUUACCUCUCCAAGUCCCCCCGGAGGUGUAUCCCUGAAUAGCAAAACAGUGAGUAAUAUAAAGCCUGUGAUGGUCAGCGCUGAGCAGCUCAAGAAGAGAGCUGAACGAUUUGGCGGGAAUGUUUCCUCCAUUUCCAAAAAGGUUGAAGAAGACGAGAAGCUGAUCAAACGGAAAGAGAGGUUUGGGGUCCAGACCAGUGCUGUUCCUGCUAGUGCAGAUGUUGAGGCAAAAAAACAGAAGCGCUCUGAACGGUUCGGAAAGGUCUAAACAGUGAUGACAUUUUUGGAGUGCUGUUUUUUUAUAGCUCUGUAUUUUGUGUCAGACCUAUUUUCCCCUCCCUCCCUAUUUUGUAACAUUUUGUGAUUAAAAUUGUUUUCAGUUU
Hypomesus transpacificus is the source of this 825-nucleotide messenger RNA. Its product is annotated as SAP domain-containing ribonucleoprotein-like. The record is from RefSeq and is a predicted model, not a curated record. The transcript has 11 exons. The coding region runs from base 51 to 710 and encodes 219 amino acids. NCBI's taxonomy places the organism in Eukaryota, Metazoa, Chordata, Actinopteri, Osmeriformes, Osmeridae. Gene Ontology annotation, biological process: poly(A)+ mRNA export from nucleus. Gene Ontology annotation, cellular component: nucleus.